Messenger RNA from Sus scrofa (pig), 1232 nucleotides. It is a transcript of the gene CD3E, whose product is annotated as CD3 epsilon subunit of T-cell receptor complex. NCBI's taxonomy places the organism in Eukaryota, Metazoa, Chordata, Mammalia, Artiodactyla, Suidae. The record is from RefSeq and is marked provisional. Gene Ontology annotation, cellular component: alpha-beta T cell receptor complex; external side of plasma membrane; membrane. Gene Ontology annotation, biological process: positive thymic T cell selection; cell surface receptor signaling pathway. Gene Ontology annotation, molecular function: transmembrane signaling receptor activity.
CCUUAGGUGCCUGCUUCGGAAAAUGAAGUUAUAAGCCAACUGGCCUCCGCCAUCUUAAGUAGCAUAGUGUCUGCAAGAAAGAUGCCGUCGGGGAACCUCUGGAAAGUUCUGGGACUCUGCCUCUUAUCAGUUGGCGCUUGGGGACAAGAAGACAUUGAAAGACCAGAUGAAGAUACACAGAAAACAUUUAAAGUCUCCAUCUCUGGAGACAAAGUAGAGCUGACAUGCCCUGAAGAUCCUGAAUCUGAAAAAAUGACUUGGAAACGAAAUGAUAUGCAAAUAUAUGAGUCUUAUGACAACUACAUGUUGUUAGAGAGUUUUUCAGAAGUGGAGAACAGUGGUUAUUAUACCUGCACAGUCGGAGAGAAGACGAGCCAUAGGCUCUACCUGAAAGCCAGAGUGUGUGAGAACUGCGUGGAGGUGGAUCUGAUGGCAGUGGUCACAAUCAUUGUAGUUGACAUCUGCAUCACUCUGGGUUUGCUGAUGGUGGUGUAUUACUACAGCAAGAGUAGAAAGGCCAAGGCCAUGCCUGUGACGAGAGGAGCGGGUGCUGGAGGCAGGCCCAGGGGACAAAACAGGGAGAGGCCACCACCUGUCCCCAAUCCAGACUAUGAGCCCAUCCGGAAAGGCCAGCGGGACCUGUAUGCUGGCCUGAAUCAGAGAGGCAGGUGACAGCUUCCUGAAGACACUGGCUCCUCUCCAGGCCUGCUAUCCCUGCUCCCUGGGCAAAUCUUGGACCCCCCUGGAGAAUGUCCUCUGCCUUGUGGGGAACUCAUACCCUAGAGCUUUGUCCUCCACCACCUCUUUCCUGCCUUCUCUGUUGGCACCCAGCCCAAGGAUAUUGCUGCCUCAUUAUCUUUUGAAACAUCAUCGCAUGGCUACUCACCCCUCACACCUGCCCUGCCUCUUGUCAGGAUAUUUAUUUCUGUUCUUCACACACCUCUUAGUUCCUCCCUUUGGUUCCCUCCUUUUCCUGUGUAAAAGUUGUCCCAUCCCUGACUAUUCCAUCAACAUUUCUGUUUCUAGCUCUCUCUUUGGCGACCCUCAGUGGUAAGGGACUGGGUAAAUGCUGGCAGAGGUCCUGCCCUGCUCACCAACCCUGGCCCAGAGCUAGCCCUGUGCUCCCUCCCUCCCUCCCUCCACCCCUGGCCCCUGGACAUUUGCAUCUCCAUAAAUGUGCUAGGCUCCUUGUCAGCUGAGAGAGAAAAGAAAUAAAGUGUAUUUGGCUGAAA